AAGGAGUGCAUGAUGACUGUGAUAAAAUCUUUUCUAGAAGCCCCGUUGUAAUGAUGAUGAGUUCCUAGUAAAACAGCAGUCAAAUGGACCGUCCCGGAGGAGCAGCAGGUCCCUCCUCUCUCGGCCUCUGAUUGGACGAGCGACCUGUCAGUCACGCACAGGCGUCUGUCAUUGACCGGAAUCCCUGAGGCUCUCAGAGCAGCUGUGAGAACAUCCAGCGAGCAAGUCUUCAACAGGAGCGCCCAAAAAAAGUGACUCCAGGACGGUUCAUUUAGCGUUAAAUAACUUUAUUAACCUCUCUGGUACACCUGGAUACAAAUUGUUUUGUGUUUUUCGUUUUUUUUUUCAAGGAUAUACGCGGCUUUGUCUCGCGCGCUCUUUUGGAUAGGUUGAUGAACAACGCGCGCUCCUAAAAAACAAUAUUAAAUAACAAAUACUGACUUUUUUUCUGACGUCAUGAGUUAGAUUAACUACGCUUAAUCUCUUUAGAAUAGUCUAAAGUACUUGUUUUGUCCAGUCGGAGUGUUUAAGUGUUGCGCUGGUGUUUGAUGGAGGAUCCAGUGUGAGGAUCCAGUGUUUGCUGCCCGGAGGAUGCGCUCCGACCGCGGCUCCAGGACUUUAGGCGUCUGCUGCUGCUUCUGGAUGCUGCGGUUCCUCCUGCUCCUCUGAGAGCCAUGGCUUCUGAAGUUGUGUGUGGUUUGGUCUUCAGAGUGCUGUUGCCGGUGUGUCUGGCGGCAGCAUGUCUGUUCAGGUUCAAUGGGCUGUCCUUCAUCUACCUCCUCUUCCUCCUCCUCAUCCCGCUGUUCCCAGAGCCCUCCAGCAUCACCAUGAGAGGCCAGACGGGGUACUUGCUGAAGUCUUUAUGCUGCUGCAGUGUGACCUUCCUCUUCUUCCACAUCAUCUAUCAAAUCACCGUCCACAGUUUGCUGGCAAGAGGAAGAGUCGAUUCUGGAUUCAACUGUUCGGUGUGGGAGAAGUCAAUACGACAGAUUGGUUUUGAGAGUGUUAUCGGGGCAGAUGCAGGCAAUGGUAUCCGAGUUUUCCUGCCAGACAUUGGGAUGUUCAUGGCCAGUCUGGGUGUGUGGCUCCUGUGCCGAAAACUGCUCCACCAACGGCCCACUGAGGAUAUGGCCCAGGACAACCAGCAAUUCCUGUCUGAGGAGAAGGAGGAGGAAAACGAGAAGCUGGAAAAUGAAGAAGAUGAGAAUGAUAAUAAUGAUGAUGAUGAUGAUGAAAUGCUGUUUGACGAGGACUUUGAUGCAGAAGAUGAAGCAGAGGAAGAAGAUGGAGAAGCCGGAAGACUGGAGGAGGAGGAGGAGGAAGAGGAGGAGGAAGAGGAAGUGCAGGAGAGCACCAAGAUGAAGAUCCUGCGCGCGGUUGGAGGAGUCGCUGCCAAACUCAAGGAGAUCAUCGGGAACCUCAUCACUACUGCUGGACAGGUGGUGGUCACUAUCAUGCUGGGAAUGACAGGUGUGACGCUGCCUUCUCUGUCCUCCGCUGUGUAUUUCUUCGUGUUUCUGGGUCUGUGCACAUGGUGGUCUCUCUGUAAGACCUUCGAUAAGCUCUUGUUCAGCUGUCUGUGUGUCCUGAUGGCCAUUUUCAGCGCUGGACAUCUCAUCGUGCUUUAUAUCAACCAGUUUCAGUUCCUCCAGGAAGCCAUAAGUCCCACCGAUGGAUAUACCAGUGUUUUUGGCAUCUCCUCCAUCAUUUACACAGACUGCUCCUCUACAUGGAAGCUUGCUGUCAGGAGUGGACUCAAAUGGCAUCAUUUCGUCAAUCCCAUAAUGAUCCUGGUCCUGUAUUACACACUGGCCACGCUGAUCCGCCUGUGGCUGCAGGAUCCUAUGAUGAUGGAGGACAGCGAGGACGGAGAGGUGAUCGAGGGCAAUGAAGCCAUGGAAAACAACGUCCAUCACACGUCCAUCCGGAAACGGCUGCUCUGGUGGAAAGCGCAUCAGAAAACCGAGGAGAGAAAUCUGAUCUCCACUCAGGAUGGGUACAGCACCUCGGAGGUGUUAGUGGUCACCUCCAAUGGGACGUCGUUUGAUUAUGUGUCCGCCGUGCCCAUCGAGAACGGACCUGUCAGUCUGGACAUUUACUCCACUCCUCAGUACAAAGUGGAUCAGUCUGUCGAAUAUGACGAGAAGACGGAUGAGAACACAAAUGAGGUGCUGGACUCACAGCUGGAGGAGGAAGAGGAGAAGACAGAUGAGGAAGAGGAAGCCGAAGAGGAAGAGCAGGGCGGACCACCGGCAGCUCUCGUCAAAGUGUUCAAGUUCAUCAUGAAGCAGAGCUACAUCUGCGCUCUCAUCGCUAUGAUGGCGUGGAGUAUAACGUAUGUCAGCUGGCUGACGUUUGUCUUUCUGAUCUGGUCCUGUACUCUGUGGAUGGUGCGCGACCGGAGGAAAUACGCCAUGCUGACUUCGCCAUUCAUGGUGGCUUAUGGGAACUUCCUGUUGGUCCUUCAGUAUAUCUGGUGUUUUGAGAAGUUGAAGCCGGUGUCUGGUUUCUUUGUGAAAAUGGAGGUGCCUUUCACUGAACUGAGCACCAAGGUUCUGUGUCAGCUGAGUUUCUGGCUACUGCUCAGACAAACUUUAAUGGAGAGACAAGAAAGGAAGGAAGAAGAAGCAGCACUUUCUGACAUCAAAGUAGACGAGCAGAAAAAAGUGGAAGAAAAAAGUGAAGAGGAAGUGGAUGAGAACGACCUGAUGCAAGUGCUGGGCAAGCUGGUGAUGGCUCUGCUGGUCAAAUACUGGAUCUACGUCUGUGGAGGAAUGUUCUUCUUCGUCAGUUUUGAGGGAGAUAUGGCGACAUAUAAGAUCAUCUACAUGAUGAUGCUGCUGUCCUGCGUCGCUCUUUACCAGGUACAUUAUGAAUACUGGCGCAGGAUCCUGAAGUAUUUCUGGAUGUCUGUGGUGGUUUACACUAUGCUGGUGCUCAUCCUGAUCUACACCAGCCAGUUUGAGGAUGGCAUCCCGACCUGGACCAGGAUGACCGGCCUGGACAAAGAUGUACUGAAGGAUAUCGGUCUGGAGAAGUUCAGCCUCUCUAAUUUGUUCACGCGUAUCUUCAUCCCGACGUCUUUCCUGUUGGUGUGUAUCCUGCAUCUGCACUACUUCCAUGACCAUUUUCUGGAGCUGACUGAUCUGAAAGCCGUGGUCAGCAAACAGGAGAGCACCAUUUACAGCUAUGCUAAAGUCAGUGGUCGUAUCUAUCUGAUCGUGGAUAGCAUCAAGCAAAAAAUAUCUUCUUCUCAGAGCAAAUUGGCUCAUCCCGAUGGGAGUUUGGCGGAUCUGACCAUUGUGAGCUCGUCUCCGGAGCCGCUGCUGAAGGAUGAGAAGGAAAAAGAGUCUCUGAAUGAGGUGCUGGUGGUGGAUUGUGUGGGGGAAGAGAAGAAGAAAGACUCUUUAUCCAUUUAUUCGGCUCAAAUGUCCAGUCAGGAGGACGUUCAUCAGUCCAGUGCUGCCACAGACCCUGAACUGCCUUCAGAACAAAGCUCAGAGAUGAAGAAUAAGUGGCAUCUGGUGGUGGACCGGCUCACAGUGCUGUUCCUCAAGUUCCUGGAGUACUUUCAUAAGCUGAAACUCUUUGUCUGGUGGCUGCUGGAGAUGCACAUCAUCAAGAUCGUGGCCACGUACAUCAUCCUGCUCUCGGUCAAAGAGGUCUCGCUGCUGAACUUUGUGUUUUUGAUCUCCUGGGCGUUUGCGCUGCCGUAUAAGCAGUUUCGAGUUCUCUCCUCCAGCGUCUGCACCGUAUGGACGUGCGUUAUUAUUGUCUGCAAGCUCUUUUACCAGCUCAAAACCAUCAAUCCUGCCAACUACUCCAGUGAUUGUAUUAUGCCCAACUAUACAGAAACAGAAAAAAAGGACAUGAAGACGUCUCUACUGUAUCGUGAUCCAGUGGAUCCUGCUAACUGGGUUGGCCUGCGGAAGUUUGAUCAUGGGAUAAUAUUGCCUAACCUGAGGAAUAACUUGCUGAUGUUGGCCCUCUUGGCGUUCGAGGUUACCAUUUACAGACACCAGGAGUUUUUCCGUCUAAGAAACAAACUUUCUCCUCCUCCUUCACGCACCAUCUUUCAUGACAUCACCCGGCAACACCUUGACAACGGCAUCAUCGAGUGCGCCAAGUACUUUAUUAACUACUUCUUCUACAAGUUUGGUUUAGAGGUGUGUUUUUUGUUGGCCAUCAAUGUGAUGGGUCAGCGGAUGGAUUUCUACUCCAUGGUCCACGGCUUGGCUCUGGCUGUGGUGAUGUUCAGACGGCGGAGGAAAGCCAUCGCUGAGAUCUGGCCCAAAUACUGCUGCUUCCUGGCCUGUAUGAUCACCUUUCAGUAUUUCAUAUGCAUCGGGAUUCCACCGGCUGCUUGUGCAGAUUAUCCCUGGAGGUUUCCCAACUCCUCGAUGACGUCUAAUGUCAUUAAAUGGCUUUACCUUCCUGAUUUCCACACUCCACCCAGCUCCAUGUUCCUCGGCUAUGAUUUCAUGCUGCUGCUGUGUGCGUCGCUGCAGAGGCAGGUGUUUGAUGAAGAAAAUAAAGCCGCCGUUCGCCUGAUGGCGGGAGAUAAUGUGGAGAUCUGCCGAGAUCUGGACGCUGCAUCAUUCAGUGUUCACAACCCGGUGCCAGACUUCAUUCACUGCAGGUCAUACCUGGACAUGCUGAAGGUGAUCAUGUUCAGUUACCUGUUCUGGUUCGUCCUGACCAUCAUCUUCAUCACGGGCACCACACGGAUCAGCAUCUUCUGCAUGGGUUACCUGGUGGCCUGCUUUUACUUCCUGCUGUUUGGUGGGCAACUUUUACUCAAGCCAAUCAAAGAGAUCCUCCGUUACUGGGACUUUCUCAUCGCCUACAACGUUUUCGUCAUCACCAUGAAGAACGUCUUUGCAAUUUUGGCGUGCGGUUACAUCAACUCGCUGGUGAAGAAUAGCUGCUGGUUAAUUCAGCUGCUCAGUCUGGCCUGCACCAUUAAAGACUACCAACCAAAAACAGAUCUGCCUGGAGUUGACUGUGAGCUGCCAAAAGACGAGGCCGGGAUCAUCUGGGACAGCAUCUGCUUCACCUUCCUCCUCCUGCAGAGAAGAGUCUUCAUGAGCUACUAUUUCUUGCAUGUAAUCGCAGACAUUCGAGCCGGACAGAUUCUUGCAUCCCGAGGAGCUGAGUUGUUUCAGGCCAGUAUCGUGAAGGCUGUGAGAGCUCGUCUGGAGGAGGAGAAGAAAUCCAUGGAGCAACUGAAGAGACAGAUGGAUCGUAUUAAAACGAGACAGCAGAAGUUCAAGAGAGGAAAAGAGAAGAUGCUCAGCAUAGCCCAAGAGUCUGGAGACGGAGAGAAACUCAUCCCACCAGUGGACAAUGAGGAGGAGGAGGACGAGGAGAAAAAGAAAAACAAGGUGCAAAAAAAGCAGUGGUGGAGGCCUUGGGUUGACCAUGCGUCCAUGGUUAGAAGUGGUGAUUAUUACCUGUUUGAAACUGACAGUGAAGAGGAGGAGGAAGAGGAGGAGAAAAAAGACGAAGAGCCUCCCAAAAGAUCAGCCUUUCAGCGAGCGAUCAGAAAGUUUGCUUCAGCCCUUGUUGCUUUACCCAGAUCAGUCAUUAAACUGCCCAAAACUAUUCUGCAGUAUUUAAUAAGGGCAGCCAAGUUUGUGUAUCAUACCUGGAUCGCCGAAUCUAAAGCAGCUCUGAAAGAAAGAGGAAAAGGCAAGCGCUUCUGGAAGCGAUACGGUCGCCGGCUUAAAAAAGAGAAGAAAGAAGAACAUGUGGCGAUAGAGAUCGGUGAAGACGAGCGUCAGAGUUCAGAAGAGGAGAAGACAGAUGGACCAGACAACAUCAUCAAGAGGGUGUUCAACAUCAUCAAGUUCACCUGGGCUCUGUUUCUGACCACCGUGGAGAGCAUCACCAAAUGGCUGAACUCAGUCUGCAGAGAAUAUAUCGACAUCUCCACCGUCCUGCGCAUCGAGCGCUGCAUGCUGACCCGAGAAGUCAAAAAGGGGAAUGUGCCGUCCCGUGAGAGCAUCCAUGUGUACUACCAGAAGCAGAUGAAGCUGAAUGGAUCUCGUGAAUCUGGUCUGGACCGCAUCAGUGAGGAGGAUUCAGCCUCAAACAGAGAACGCCGCAGACGCGCACAACACAGUCUGGAUUCAUUCGCUUCCAGAGACAGCAUCUCCAGCGCAUACACCGAAGCCACCAUGCUGUUUUCCCGCCAGUCCACCUUGGACGAUUUGGACGACAUGCCUCAGAAUAUUCCCAAAACCAGCGAACGCGCUCGACCCAAACUGCGCAAAAUGUACGGCCUCGACAUGUCCAACUCCUCUGCGGACAGCGGAAGCAGCGUCAUCUCCAGUGAGGCUACUCAGUGCGUCACGCUGUUUUCUCGGCAAGGAACCAACGACACUAUCGACGAGGCUGAAGACGAGCGAGAACAGCUGGAGCACAAGCAGAAAACAGAAGAAGCAGAACUCAGAGACAAACCUGAAGAAGAGCAGGAAGUGGAAAUAAGCGAUCAGGGGAAACAGGAAGUGUUACCGGUGAGCCAUCUGGUGACACAGGAAGUGAAAGAGGAUGUACUACCUGUGAGCGAUCAGCUGACUGGGGAAGUGACUGAGGAAGUUGAAGAGGAGGUGGAAGUAGUUAAGGAAAUGGAAGAGGAAGUAGAAAAGGAAAUUGGAGCAAAGGUGGAAAAGGAAGUAGAAGCGGAAAAGGAAGAGGAAGCGGAAAAGGAAGUGGGUGAGGAAGUGCAAUGGGACUUGGUGGAUCCAGAGGAAGCAGAGGAGUGUGUAAGUGAUGGGGACGGUGGUGAGCAGAUGCAGCAGGAUGAAGGUGAAUGGUCGGGAGUGGAGAACGUGGUGAGCGGUCCGCUGUUCACACCAGACACUGACGCCCCCAACACGUCUGACGCUGACGUGCCGCCCAGCUACAGUAAAGCCGUGAGCUUCGACCGGCUGUCUGUGAGCUCGGACGACAGUGACAGCGACAAACGGCUGAUGCUAAUGACGCCUGACAGCAAAUCUGACCUGGACGACCCUCUGCUGCCCUCCAUGACCACCGACAUGACCGCCAGCGAACUGCUGCUCAACAAAAUGUUCUACGACGAGAUGCUGGACAGCUCAGAUCGCUUCUAUAAGUCUCAGCCGCUGGGUCUCCAGUUGUGUUACGCUCUCUACAACCUGCUGGUGGCUCACUCAGAAAUGGUGUGUUAUCUGGUCAUCAUCCUCAACCACAUGAUCUCCGCCUCCAUGGCCACGCUGGUGCUGCCCAUCCUCAUCUUCCUGUGGGCCAUGCUGUCCGUUCCGCGACCCAGCAAGAGGUUCUGGAUGACCGCCAUCGUCUACACUGAGGUCACCAUCGUCAUCAAAUACUUCUUCCAGUUCAGCUUUUUCCCUUUCAAUCAGAACCUGGAGGUGAACAAGGGCAAGCCGUACCACCCGCCCAACAUCCUGGGCACAGAGAAAAAAGACGGAUACGUGCACUACGACCUGGUCCAGCUGCUGGCGCUCUUCUUCCACAGAUCCAUACUAAAGUGUCAUGGUCUCUGGGACGAGGACGACCCCAAAGUGCCCCGUAAGGAUGAGUGUCCUCGUCAGGAGUCUGUGGAUGACGGGAAGCUGUCGGUGGUCAUGUCACCUGAUGAAGACAGGAAGAGUUCUCCGGCGUAUUCACUCAAGUCUAUGAAUCUGGGAAUGUCUGUGGACUCAUCGCAGGUUCACGUACAGAUGCGUUAUCCAGAGCAGCGGCCGUACCUGCGCAGACAGAGCACCAGCGGAUCACACUUCUCCCACAGAUCCUCCGCACGCUCCAAACGCGGCAGCACAAGCACACGUCACAGCACCCAUGGGGAAAACAGCACAACAGAGUCAGAAGUACCACAAAAGAGCCGGAAAGAAAUGAUUAUGGAGAAAAUCAGAGAGCAGCUCAUCAAAGCAAAGGUUUACCUGCUCAAAAGAUUGGUUGAGUUUUAUCAGCCCAUCCGUCAGUUCUUCUACAACCUGGUUCAUCCGGAGUACAGCGCCGUGACGGAUGUUUACGUAUUGAUGUUUCUAGCAGACACUGUAGAUUUUAUCAUCAUCGUCUUUGGCUUUUGGGCAUUUGGGAAACAUCAGGGUGGUGCUGACAUCACUUCCUCCCUGUCAGAGGACCAGGUUCCUGGGCCGUUCCUUGUUAUGGUUCUCAUACAGUUUGGGACGAUGGUAGUGGAUCGAGCCCUGUAUCUGCGCAAGACUGUUGUGGGAAAAGUGAUUUUUCAGGUCAUCCUGGUGUUUGGCAUCCAUUUCUGGAUGUUUUUCAUCCUGCCGGGAAUCACAGAGAGGCGCUUCAGUCAGAACACUAUCGCUCAGCUCUGGUACUUUGUGAAGUGCAUUUACUUCGGCCUGUCAGCCUAUCAGAUCAGAUGUGGAUAUCCAACCCGCAUCCUGGGAAACUUCCUCACCAAGAGCUACAACUACGCCAACCUCUUCCUCUUCCAGGGUUUCCGUCUGAUCCCGUUCCUGACGGAGCUGCGUGCGGUGAUGGACUGGGUCUGGACGGACACAACGCUCAGCUUGUCCAGCUGGAUCUGUGUGGAGGACAUCUAUGCUCACAUCUUCAUCCUCAAAUGCUGGAGGGAGUCUGAGAAGCGUUACCCUCAGCCGCGCGGGCAGAAGAAGAAGAAGGUGGUGAAGUAUGGGAUGGGCGGCAUGAUCGUGAUGCUCCUGAUCUGCAUCGUCUGGUUUCCUCUGCUCUUCAUGUCUCUGGUCAAAUCUGUGGCAGGAGUGGUUAACAAGCCUCUGGAGGUGUCCGUCUCGCUCACGCUCGGAGGACUCCAGCCGAUCUUCACAAUGAGUGCCCAGCAGAACCAUAUCAAAUCCGUCACUGGGGCAGAAUUUAAGAAGUUCACAGAUCACUACAAGUCUAACGCAAAUGCCAUCAUGUUCCUGGAGUCGUAUUUUCCUGAGGAUCUGACAAUAGCACAUCUAGAGGGAAGUUCAAACUCACUCUGGACCAUCAGCCCCCCGAGCAAGGAAAACCUGAAGAAUAUGCUCAAUGACACGAGAGAGCCGUUUCCUCUCACCUUCACCUGGUCCAUUCAAAGGAACCUCAGUUUAGGUGCCAAAGCUGAAACUGCAAUGGGGAAAUACUUCAUUGAGCUGGACGACGAGACUAGAAAAGGUCUAACUGAUCAACUGGGGAAUAGCAGCCAGCGUGUGACAAUCAAAAAAAUAUUUCCAAGGUACAUCAGAGCACCAAGCGACUCCAAUGCCAAACCUAUUGACCAGCUUUACAACGAUGGAGAGUACAUGGACAUCACACUGUUUUUAAAUAAGAAGAACAGCUCAGAAGGCGUUCAGGAGUGGUGGAUCGUCAAUCAGACAGAUUCAGGUCCAUUACCUGGACUCAACGGGUCUGGUCUUCAGAUCUACAUCAUCAGUGACCAAGUCAGUCCACCCAGUCUGGGCUUUCUGGCUGGUUAUGGGAUCAUGGGUCUGUACAUGUCAGUGGUUUUGGUGAUCGGGAAGUUUGUGCGCGAGUUCUUCAGCGGGAUCUCGCACACCAUCAUGUUCGAAGAGCUCCCUAACGUGGACCGAAUCCUCAAACUCUGCACCGAUAUCUUCCUGGUCCGAGAGACGGGCGAACUGGACCUGGAGGAAGACCUUUACGCCAAACUCAUCUUCCUCUACCGCUCUCCAGAAACCAUGAUCAAAUGGACCAGAGAGAAGAGUGAGUAAAAAUAAAAAUGAAGACGAGAACAGAGAGAAGCUUCAAAGCUUAUUUCAGCUCUUGAACUAGAAGAUCCUCCAAACUAAGAGGGAGAAGCUUCCUGAAU
Messenger RNA from Danio rerio (zebrafish), 9790 nucleotides. NCBI's taxonomy places the organism in Eukaryota, Metazoa, Chordata, Actinopteri, Cypriniformes, Danionidae. The record is from RefSeq and is a predicted model, not a curated record.